Messenger RNA from Echinostoma caproni, 2142 nucleotides. Lineage: Eukaryota; Metazoa; Platyhelminthes; Trematoda; Plagiorchiida; Echinostomatidae. The record is from the annotation of a GenBank genome assembly.
AUGAAUGCUUUACUCGGUUGCGAUGAAGAUGGUGAUACGGACGAAUUGCUUCGCGCUGCUGCUGCUCAGGCCGAAUCCAGUCGGUUAAUAGACGAUGACGAACUGGUCAGGAAGAUUGCAACGGGUGCACCGGGUGAUGCUUCUGACGACGACGAUGAUGUUCAUUCUAUUGACUUGUCACGGAUCAAAUCAGGAUUUCUGGAUCUGGAUGGUGAUAUGAAUCCAGACGCCCCCGUUGUCGACGGACAGAAAGAAGUAAAUCUUGGAACAGCGGCACUUGAUACUGUCAUGAAAACAGCUGGUCCCCUUGGUCCCUCAGCUGCUGGUGCAGGUCAGGAUCCAUCUCGUCUGACGAACCGAGUUCAACAACCUUUUCAACCCGGAUCAAUGCCUUUGGGUUUUCAUGAACGUUUUAUGGUGUGGAAUCGUUACGGACUAGUUAUACAGUACCGCUCAACUGAUUCAGAUACAGAAAAGCCGGACGACGUGGAACUGACAUCAGCUGGCAGUAUUGAGGUGGAGUUCCAUGAUACAACUGUACACCACAGUCUGCGUCUGAGCAACACAACCGGGUACACCAUGGCUGACUUGAGUCUCACCGGUUUACUCCUAGCUUCACCUGGUGUUCACGAUCCCAGCUUGGUGGAUGAUGCAGACACCGGCGAGCUGAUUGACCCCUCAGAUAUUAGUCAGAUUGCUGUUCUUCCACUUGAUACAAGCAAGGUGGGAGGUGGUGACUCGUCUUCCGAAUGGACAAUCAAGCUUCCUCCGGGGGAAGCCUGUGAAGCGGUUUGCUUAGUUCCUAGUGAUGACUUUCAAACGAAUCAAACGGAACCGGGGUAUGCAGUUGUGGCUACGUCCCGUCGUUUUCUUCGUAUAUUCGCCCAGCCUACACCGUCCGCAGCAUUAUUACGACCUUCAACCAGUCUACAUUUAUUCCAGAUCACAAAAUUGGGCCUUCCUCCAGUAAGCUUACCUGGAUGUGGCGUUGUGGCGAUGGCCAGUCAUCCUUCUAGAGCAGUUUUAGUUAAACUUACCUGGUUCGGCUUUUCCGAUUUGGGUGGGCUGUUUACGCAUGAUGCUUCUGGAGUUGUUAGACGACUAAUCCACGGUCGCUGUGCACCAACCCAAGAUUACCACUGGGCGCCUGUUUGUGAUACUCGUGCGGUUCUGAAACCAUCAAAUCGUCAUUCCGAUACUUAUUUCAUUGUCGGUGUUGUCGAAUCUGCAGACACCCCAGCAGGUACUCUUUCAGCAGACCAUAUCGCCUCCGAAUCAGACAGAGAGGCUCCCGGAAUUGGCCAGUUACAAGCACUCUAUUGUAAAGCGUCAAAAUGGCCAAGAGUAUUUCCUCGUCCUGUAAUUUGCAGUUUGCCUUUUCGCUUGCCGCUAUGUUCCAUGGAUACAGAUCAGGGUAGUCUCGAAGAAACGGACUCUCGCUCUCAUCAACAUCCGUCUGGUUCACGUGACGAAGAUUUGACUAAUGUCUCACUCGUCAGUUCGGCCACGGAUGAUACACACGAGGAAGGUCACAUUAGCGGUCUUCCCUUACCGGACUCGGAGCCUAUCACACAAUCAUUGUUAUCAAACACACCAUCCACUGCUCGUAACCCAUUUCGGGACUCAUUUUCAAGCAAGAUCCCGUCAAACACGGGCACCCCGCGCGAUGAACCCAAACUGCGUGCCCGUGGAAGUGAAGUGUUGGACACCUGGCAACCACUGGAAUCUGUUGCUGGUGUGGAUAACACUGGUUCGAAAGUGACAAAGAAAGUAACCCAAUCGAACAAAAAACGUAUCGCACCGGUUUCUGCUGAGAAGCGUCGUUCAAAAAUUGCGAAACCAUCUGUGUUGCAGACGGAAGAUGUCGAGGGAUUCAUGGAGUGGUUUGAUGCCAACCGGGAACAGUUAGAAGAAGAAUACCCAGAACAGUCGGCUGAGGAGUUAUUGCGCACUGCUCGAGGAGAAUAUCAAAAGAUGAAAGCGUCGGUUAUCUCAGCCGAACUCAGAGGGAAAGAAAACGAGACACCCAGUUCUCAGAUCUCUUCACAAAAAGCUUCCAAAAAGGGCGGUAAAUCCAAUUUCGCACACAAAGCUUCGAAACGUUUAUCCUCCUUCAAAUUUGACACAAACGAAGAUAAUUGA